Molecule: messenger RNA, 2283 nt
Organism: Tachysurus vachellii
Lineage: Eukaryota; Metazoa; Chordata; Actinopteri; Siluriformes; Bagridae
Gene: fars2
Product: phenylalanyl-tRNA synthetase 2, mitochondrial
Exons: 7
Coding region: 143-1522 (459 amino acids)
Biological process (GO): phenylalanyl-tRNA aminoacylation
Cellular component (GO): mitochondrion; cytoplasm
Molecular function (GO): ATP binding; phenylalanine-tRNA ligase activity; tRNA binding
Source: RefSeq, a predicted model, not a curated record
UAUAAUCGCGGUUUGAAAUCUAAACGUACUCUUAAAUGAACAAAAUGUUAACAAAGAAAACAUUUUUAAUAUAGUUCAGGCGAAUGACGGGUCCUCUCAUAAACACACCUCCAGACCCCUGAAAGAGGUUCACUCCCCAGCCAUGAGGCCUUACUGUAGAAGUAUUCACACAUCACUUUCCUUCCUUAAACUCCUAGAACCUGUUGCCCCAUGGUCAAUCGCCUGCCUCAGGUCCAGUACCCCUAUGCAGUCUCAAAGACACUGCCUCUCCACACACAUCUCCUUCCCCCAGCCACAAAUCAGCCAGGAAUCGGUGGAAAUUCUCGGCCGCGUUUACCCCAGAGAUGACAUGACCAACGUGACGGUUAAGAUCUUGUCCACGGUGGGCCGAGAGCUUCACAACCAGACGCAUCAUCCGCUGUGGAUCAUUAAAGAACGGAUAAAAGAGCAUUUUUACCGUUCCUACACAAGCCGAACUGGUACACCGCUCUUUUCCGUCCAUGAUAACCUCAGCCCAGUGGUGACAGUGGAGCAGAACUUCGACAGCCUGCUCAUCCCCAAAGACCACCCGAGCCGAAAAAAGGGUGACAACUACUACCUGAACCAGAGCCACAUGCUGCGUGCGCACACCUCCGCUCACCAGAAGGAGCUGGUACGCGUCGGGCUCGAUCGCUUCCUGUUAGCUGGGGACGUCUAUAGGAGGGACGAAAUAGACGCAAGCCACUAUCCCGUCUUCCACCAGAUGGAGGGAGUGCGACUAUUUACCAACCAUGAGUUGUUUGCACAAGUUCAGAACGGUGAGGAGCUGUCGCUCUUCGAGCACAGAGGUCGACGCACGCCUCAGAAGCAGGAGUCUCACAGUCUGGAGGCUGUGAAGCUGGUGGAGUUCAACCUGAAACACACACUCACACAUCUCAUCAGGCACCUCUUCGGGGAAGAACUAGAGAUCCGCUGGGUAGAGUGCUACUUCCCCUUCACACAUCCCUCCUUUGAAAUGGAGGUGCGUUUUCAGGGCGAUUGGCUGGAGGUGCUGGGAUGUGGUGUGAUGGAGCAGGAGCUGCUGCACUCAGCGGGUGCUGGGAAUAAAAUCGGCUGGGCUUUUGGCUUGGGCUUGGAAAGACUCGCUAUGGUUCUGUUCGGCAUACCGGAUAUCCGACUCUUCUGGAGCAGAGACGAACGCUUCCUGAAACAGUUCCAUCUGGCCAACAUCAAUGACUCUGUGACCUUUCAGGCCCUCAGUAAAUACCCACCGCUGUUCAACGACAUCUCUUUCUGGCUGCCUGAUGAAGGCUACACGGAAAACGACUUCUACGAUUUGGUGCGGAGCGUCGGAGGAGACUUGGUGGAGAAGGUCACGCUGCAGGACCAGUUUACUCAUCCAAAAACCAAGAAAGUGAGCCACUGUUACCGCGUCGUGUACCGUCACACGGAGAGAACUUUGAGCCAAGAGGAAGUGCGGCUGAUUCACCAAGCCAUCGAACGGGCAGCUGAGCAAGACCUGGGUGUACAAGGGAGAUUCUGAUUCCUUCUCAACCUGAAUCCACUCAACCACACCAUCCCAAAGAAUGCGAUUUGUCCCAAAACACACUGUUGUAGGCUGCGUUCCUUACAAAUCUUGGACAAGGCAGGAGGUCAUUGUUUUAGAGAGACAGCUUGCACAGACUCUAUCGUAGAUCAUUUUAUACUUCAAAACAAAAUUACUUUUGGUUUGUUGUUCUAAAUAAAAAUCUUGUCCUCCCACAUGCACUGUUGACCUUGAUCUCUCUUAUUUUACCAGUUUUAUCGCCCUUAUAUACCAAACACAUGCAGUGCUUUUAAAUCCCUUUUCUCUUGCCGCCUGCAGUAAUCUUGCAUCUGAAGCUCUGAGAAGCUGAUCUUAAAUACCUCCAUCACAGCAGUGUGUCGCCUGGAGGGAAAGGUCUUUGAUUUAAUGCAGACAUUCUGUAGUCCAUUUACUUCGGUGGAUUUCAGCCAGCAGGGAAGACAAAAGAGAAGUCUGAAAAAAAAGACUUCCUUAUCACUUAUUGCUAACUUUCAAUUUCUUUUAUUGACCAUUUCAGUUUGAACACAAUGACUUUUCCAUGAAAUUAGUUAGAUAGUAAAAUACAUCAGGAAAAAUAAAGGGAUAAAUGAGAUAGGGCCUGUAAUGUAAUGUUUUAUUUGUUAGACUGUUCUGUGAUUAACAAUAAUCUAAAUAUGGCACAAAUUGUUGCACAUGUCUGAUCAGUCGUGAAAAUUUGAUUGUCCUGCACUCCAGCAUUGAUGAUAAAGAAAUAAAUGUUA